AUGAAAAAGGUACAGCCAGGAAGAUCAUGGACUAAAUAAGAGGAUAAUUAAUUACUUUAGGGAGUGGAAAUAUAUGGACGGGAUUGGGAUAAAAUAGCAAAAGUGAUGAAUAUCAAAUCUAAACCAUUACUAGAAGAGAGAUACAAAAAUCUGAUAAAUCAAAAACCUAAACCUAUUUGGGAAUUAAAUGAAGAUAUUUUAUUAUUACAAAUGGUAGAUAAACUAGGUAAGGAUUGGGAAAUGGUGUAGAAAGUUGUUAAAACUAAAGAUAUUGCUUCAUGCAAACGAAGAUUCGCCAAAAUAAGAGAUUCUUGUUUAAAUUUAGAAGGAGAAGAUAAAGACUUAGUGCUUUUAAACUAGUAUUGGUAUAAGGAAGAUGAAGAGAUGUUACUAUUCUUAUAUGAAUUAUAUAAUGGAGAUUGGAGUGAAAUAUUUAAGAGAAUACCAGAAAGAUAUCCAAAAUACAUUUAGGACCUAUUUAAAUCAAAAGGCUUAAUGGCAAAAAAGUAAAUGUUUGGUAAAUAAUUCUAUGAUGAAAUGAAUAGAGAUCCCAAAAGGAUUGAAGGAGGAAAUUAAUAAAAUAUGGGAUAAUGA
This is a messenger RNA of Paramecium tetraurelia, 594 nucleotides long. RefSeq lists its product as uncharacterized. The record is from RefSeq and is a predicted model, not a curated record. Lineage: Eukaryota; Ciliophora; Oligohymenophorea; Peniculida; Parameciidae. The transcript has a single exon.